AUGAAACUCAUGGAACUAUCGAUAAUCGAACAGACAACUUUCAUUUAUUAUCAUGUUCUUGGAAUCUUUGGAGUUCCUGCUAAUUUCCUGACAAUUGUUCUACUGUCUCGAGGAGGCUGUGGUCUAUCCAAAGGGAUCACUCUUUACCUAGUCAGUAUGACAACAGCAGACCUACUGAUCAUUAUUUUCAAUGUAAUAAUCUAUUACAUACUUGGUGACUAUUUCCCAAUUUCACUUCUACACUAUACUUCCAUCGCAAGCGUUAAUGAGGUUAUCAACUAUGUGGUUAUUGACUGCUCUGUCUGGUUGACAGUCGCUUUCACUGUCGAUCGCUUUGUCCUCAUUUGUUGUCAAAAGUUCAAAGAGAAGUAUUGCAGGGAGAAAACUGCAGCUGUAGUUACAGUGACCGUCUGUAUUGUGUUCUGUUUCAAAAACAUCACCCUGUAUUUUGCUUUUGAACCUGUCUAUAUAGUUAACAAUGUGGAGUGGGGAGCUCAAUUUCAGCUAACCUACUUUACUUUGCCAGGAUGGGUCACUUUUGACUGGCUUGAUACAAUUUUAAACCCACUGUUGCCGUACUUUCUGAUUUUAUUUCUCAACGUUCUGACUGUUAGACACAUUGUGAUGGUUAAUCGAACCCGCAGAGCACUGCGAGGUCAACACAACAACCAGAACAGCGAUGAUCCAGAGAUGCAGAGCCGAAGGAAAUCCAUCAUUUUACUAUUCUCCAUUUCUGGUACUUUUAUCGUGUUGUGGAUGCCAUAUGUUGUAUUUUUUCUCAUUUCCCGAAUUACAGGCAGACAUUAUGUUCCAGUUCAACAUACCGAUCCCUUACUUAUCGCAGACUACACCAGCGAUAUGUUUCAACUGCUGAGCUCCUGUACAAACACGUGUAUUUAUGCACUGGCCCAGACUAAAUUCAGAGAGAAGCUGAGAAAUGCAAUAAUGUAUCCAUUUAUUGCAAUUAUUAAAUCUGUCAAAUAA
This is a messenger RNA of Carcharodon carcharias (great white shark), 984 nucleotides long. RefSeq names its product probable G-protein coupled receptor 139. Lineage: Eukaryota; Metazoa; Chordata; Chondrichthyes; Lamniformes; Lamnidae. The transcript is spliced from 2 exons. Gene Ontology annotation, biological process: G protein-coupled receptor signaling pathway. Gene Ontology annotation, molecular function: G protein-coupled receptor activity. Gene Ontology annotation, cellular component: membrane. Bases 1 to 984 code for a protein of 327 amino acids. The record is from RefSeq and is a predicted model, not a curated record.